Messenger RNA from Knipowitschia caucasica, 210 nucleotides. NCBI's taxonomy places the organism in Eukaryota, Metazoa, Chordata, Actinopteri, Gobiiformes, Gobiidae. The record is from the annotation of a GenBank genome assembly.
AUGCCGGUGAACAUCACAAAUGUGCUGAUGGCAGCGCCGAGACGCUCCUGCGCGUUGACGUCACACAGCCCUGUGCUGCAGAGCGGCGGCCUGCUCCUCCUGCAGAGCCGAGGACGCACCGACAACACAACACAAAACCCACAGAGAGGGGAAGAGAGCCUCAUGCCCGUGGGAGUGGGUGUGGAGGCCCGGGACAGACCUGGAUCAUAA